AAUGGAAGGAUAUGUACAAUAUUGCGAUGAAGAGUGUAAGCAGAGAGCUAAAUAUUAUGAUGAAACUGACAAAAUGUACUACUGAGAACUUCAUUAUAAAUAAUCAACCAGAAGAUACAAUUGUGCUUACAUCCCCAGGCGAGGUCAAAAAUGCAGUUAAUCUCCUCAUCAGAGGUCUCAAGUUCUUUAUGAUCUUUAAUCAUCACAAACACACAAAAAUUAAUUGGUCGAAAGUCAAGAGGCUUCAUAAGGAGAUGAUUAAAGAUGUGAAAAAUCUUGAGAAACGAAUUAGCAAAGCUGAAUCUAAGCAGGAGCUUUACUUGUUCACUGCUCUUAAAUAAAGAGGCAGAACAAAUCAAGGAGACUAUUGAUGAGGAAAAUGUGUUCAAUAGAUUCACAAAUAAUUAUUUCUGGAGUCUUCUAGAGGAAGAAAAUAGAGCCUCAGCUCCCUCGAUGUUAGCCUAUGACAUUUACAGAAACUUAGAGGAAGUUGAUCUUCAUCAAGAAGAGUUCAUAAAGAAAAAUGCUGAGAUAAAGAAAUUAAAGAAGCAAGUGAAAAAGCUGAAACAAAAAAUCUCCAGACUCCAAGACUCCAACGACUCCUCCUCCACUGAGUCCAUUUCUGAAAGCGACUCCUCAGCCUCUUCCGAAGAAUUCAAGUCUGCUCUGCAAGAAGAGAUGGCCAGAGAUCCUGAGUGCAGAGAAUAUGUUGAGAAGAUGGGGGAGAAUAAGGGAGCGAAAUUUAGACUAGAGAAUGGACUAGAUAGAAAAGUCUUCGGGCUGAUGGACCAGAAUUCAUUAGUAGACUUGACUUACAUAGAUUUAUGGCGUGUGCAAGCGAUAAGUCCAGACGAAUUCCACACCUUCAUAACCAAAAUCCCCGAAGGACUCCAAUUCUUUGACAUUGGCUUCAGAGACUCCUCAGUCAAAAUAAGUCCUUACUUACCUUCUCUCCUCCUCCUGCAGCCUAAGCUCAAAUCAAAAAUAUGCUUCUGGUACUGCACAAUAACUUCUGAAGAGAAAGAGCAGAUAGAGGAGACUUUUAGAGACAUCAUAGUUGAUUUUUGGGGUAAGGAAUGGCUUUUAGUUUAGACGGAGUGGAAAUAACCGAAGAUUAAGAAGAGUUGCUGGUAAAGUGUUGUACUAAGUUUAGAAGUGGGAGUUGAUUCAACUG
Messenger RNA from Moneuplotes crassus, 1174 nucleotides. NCBI's taxonomy places the organism in Eukaryota, Ciliophora, Spirotrichea, Euplotida, Euplotidae. The record is from the annotation of a GenBank genome assembly.